AUGAACUCCUUCAUAUGUUCAACUUGUCGAGCUUCCCUUCGAAAAACCUCUCGAAUCCGCGGUAUUCCCGCAAUACGUCACAACUCCAGCUCCUCAACACCCAACCCGCAACCCGGUUCCCCAAAAGCAACACCAGAACCACUCAAAACCCCCUUCGACAUCGCCUCCUUCCUCUCCACCCCCUCCUGGUCCGUCCGCGCCCUUUUCCCCGACCCCACCACGCCCCUCAAACAAGAAAUCACGCCCAAACAACUCCACCACCUCCUCCGUCUCUCCGCCCUCCCCCAGCCCAAGUCCCCAGACGAGGAAGCAGAGAUGCUAAAAACACUGCACACCCAACUGCAUUUCGUGCGGGACAUCCAAUCCGUGAACACGGAGGGCGUGGAGCCGCUGCAGAGCAUACGGGAUGAGACGACCGCGGGGAUCAAGGCGUCGACGAUUACGCUGGAGAGCUUGCGACAUGCGUUGGAGGAGGAGGGGGUGACGCCGAGGAACAGGAGACCGAGGAGGGUCGUGGAGCAGGUCCCGAAGGCGGAUCCGAGGAAGACGCCUGUGGUGAGGAUUGAGAAUAGCACGAUGGGAACAAGCGAGAACUGGGAUGUUAUGGCGACGGCGGGGGAAAAGGUUGUUACGCCUUCGGGGAGUUAUUUUGUGGUUAGGAGUGGGGAGGUGGGGGAGGAGAGGCUGAGUAGAGGGGGCCCAACGUCUGUAGACGAGGGAGAGAAUCGGUUGUAG
Molecule: messenger RNA, 735 nt
Organism: Hymenoscyphus albidus
Lineage: Eukaryota; Fungi; Ascomycota; Leotiomycetes; Helotiales; Helotiaceae
Source: the annotation of a GenBank genome assembly